Molecule: messenger RNA, 661 nt
Organism: Centropristis striata (black sea bass)
Lineage: Eukaryota; Metazoa; Chordata; Actinopteri; Perciformes; Serranidae
Product: interferon a3-like
Exons: 6
Coding region: 107-661 (184 amino acids)
Biological process (GO): defense response; response to exogenous dsRNA
Cellular component (GO): extracellular region
Molecular function (GO): cytokine receptor binding
Source: RefSeq, a predicted model, not a curated record
CGGACCUGAACACUAGGGACUUGGACCCGUGCCAGGUGUGACAGAAAAAGGAAUAUUAACGGUGUGCCCUGCAGUAGGAUUGAGACCAGUAGCUCCAACUUUUUAAAUGUUGGGCCGGAUCCUAUUUGUGUUUGUGACUCUCAGCCUGUGCGGUGCAGCCUCCUCACUGAGCUGCUGGUGGAUGGACAACAGAUUCAGACAUUCCAGCAACAAGUCUUUGAAUCUACUGGAUUCAAUGGCUAAUAACUCCACCAACACCACUGAGGAUGCUGAAGUGGAGGACACUGUGGCCUUCCCUGAUCAUCUGUACAACCAGGCGUCCAAAGCUUCAGCUGAAGACAAACUGUUUUUCAUGGCUCAGAUUCGGGAGGAGAUGGUUUCUCUGUUUGAGGAGGAUCACAGAGCUGCAUCAUGGGAGGAGAACACGGUGGAGGAGCUCCUCCUGCGUCUGACCAGCCAGGCUGACGGCCUUCGCUCCUGUAUUGGGAGCCAUGGCCACAAGAAGAAGAACAAGAAGCUGCACAGGUACUUCAGGAGACUCUUCAGACACGUUCUGGAGGAGAUGGGCCACAGUGCUGAAGCCUGGGAGCUGACCAGGAAGGAGAUGAAAACCCAUCUGAUGAGAACAGAGCAGCUGGCUGCAUCUCUGCUCACCAACUAA